Molecule: messenger RNA, 4780 nt
Organism: Aedes aegypti (yellow fever mosquito)
Lineage: Eukaryota; Metazoa; Arthropoda; Insecta; Diptera; Culicidae
Product: serine/threonine-protein kinase 11-interacting protein
Exons: 14
Coding region: 441-4523 (1360 amino acids)
Cellular component (GO): cytoplasm
Molecular function (GO): protein binding
Source: RefSeq, a predicted model, not a curated record
ACUCUUGAAGCGAGUGACGGCUGUUUUUCUUCGUCAUUUACCUUCAAAAUAAUCAGUAGAGUGCAAGAGUUACAAUUUCAGUAGAAAAAAUACGUUUUAGUCGUUCGAAAGGCUAAUGUUUGCCCCGUAAUAUAUUUCAAACAUUGCAUGAAUCUUGUGUGCCAAUUUUAAACAUCAAGUAUAACAGUUUAAAGAAGUGUAAAGCGUGAAAUUUUGGAUUUUCUUGCUGGGAUUUUUUUUUAUUCUUUUGUUAGUUUUCUUUUUCAAUUUGACUGCUGCUGUUGACAACAACAAUAACAAGGCCGUUCGAGCAUAAUUAAUUUUUACGAACAGUUAGUUACUAUGAAAUAGGAAGACGGCAUUAAUCGGUGGAUAUUGUUGUACACCUCGGAAACAAGAGAAUUGGUAUUAGUCACGACAAAAGUUUCGACGAGGUCAUAAUGGAUCCUAAGCAGAUUACUGCCUUGGCAAAGCUCCUGAAGGACAGUGGAGAUAAGGUGUUGAACUGCGAGUAUAAACUAUCAUUAUCAGGUUCCCUAUUGCGUGCAUUAAACGACGCGUUCAGUUUGAUAGUGGACAAAAAUGAGACAUUGCCUCCUCAGAGCUUUCAAGUGGUGAAACCCCACAAUGCCAAAUCGGACGUGUUCCGAGACAUACAGUUCAUCUACGAUUUCGUCCAGAAAACCAUAAUUUUGAGCCUCAAUCAAUUCAUCAACGAUGAUCCGUAUGAAUUUGAAGUGGACAUCAGCAAAUUUAGGAGCCUGAGAAAAUUGGAAAUCCAAAAAAUUCCUAUUAGUCAGAUAACGGGAAUACAACAAAUGAGAUCCCAGCUCACGGAAAUCGUUUGCAUCCGCAGUAUAUCCCACGUGAAGGAUGUAAUAACUUCUUGUGGAGGAGACAAUAGCAACGGUUUCACUUGGAAUGAACUAAAAGCUGCCAACUUUUCCUAUAACAUGAUGCACCAAAUAGAUAGCUCUCUAGAGUUUACUCCAUGGCUGGAAAAUUUAAAUUUGAGCCAUAAUCAAAUUGUGAGUGUGUCAGCGAUCAAGUGGCUUCCAAAUCUGCGAGUGCUCAACCUUAGUUACAAUAAACUGACUCAUAUUCCUUCGUUUCACGUUGAUGCCAUGAAAAAAAUACAAGUUUUUCAUAUAUCCAACAACUUUAUAGAGGAUCUUUCGGGAAUUUCACGCCUGUUGUGUCUGAGUGAGCUGGAUGCCUCCGGAAAUUGUAUCGUAGAUCACACGGCAUUGUUGCCUGUCAGCACUUUAGCCUCGUUAUGUUUCCUGAACCUGAAAGAUAAUCCGUUGGCUUGCCAUCCGAAGCACAGACAGGCAACGGCUCGCUACUUGAACAGGAAUACAUCAACUGCAAAGUUUGUUCUUGAUGACGAGCCUCUAUCCAAAUAUGAGAAAUCGCUUACCGGUAACUAUGAUAGCUAUCACGCCAUUCUGGCACCAAGACAUCCCGGAAGCGUUAGCUCGAGUGGCCUGAACACGCCUACAAGGAGAAGCGUAAUGAACACUCCAACCGGAAGCAUAUCCUCCAGGAGUAGUUUCCGCAUGGAAACAAAUGAUGAGAUGAGUUCUUCAAUCAUUAGUCAGAAGAAAAUCAAGGUGCGCCGUGCAAUCAUAUGCGAAGAUGAUCCAACUGAAGCAAGUCCACAAUAUGACACCAAAAGAGAAGUUAGUGCGGCGAACAGCAGUUUGGAAACUAGUCGUGAUCAUUUGGAAACGAAGAAAAAAAUCGAAAGCCUUCGCAAACAGUACGGCAGUGAAUGGCUUCAAAGUCAAGCUGGCAGUAUGGUGAAGAACGUAAUCGGAUUCGAUCCCUCUGUUGGCAAGGAAUUUGAAAGUGUACUGCACUACGAAGGCGAACGGAAAAAUACAAAAUCAGAAUCCGCUUCGUCCGCCCCUAAAACGAUUUCCGUUGAAAUAUCUAUAGCUAGCACCAAACGAGACAAUACUGAUGAAAAUAUCAAGACAUCGACACCCGUUGAUCGGGACUCUUCAAAGCUGUUGGAAUCGUUCGAAUCGCCCAUUAAAUCCAACGUGGGACGCCGCUCGGAAGGAGUUGCCAGUGAAGCUGAUUUCAAAAGCGUAAUUGCAGAUGAUGAUUCUUCAAACUAUCAGUCGAUGUCUGAUGUCACUACGGGAAAUGUCUCACAUUCAUUGAUACUGAACGACAUUUACGGUAAUCCCGUAGAAGAAGAGCUAGAAUCUAUCGAGGAAGAAAAUGAAAGAAGCUACAUUGUACAUCGAAUGGGGCAUCCGAAUGAAAUAAUACUUGUUGUCUCGGAUGCCAGCAUUCGAGAAAUGGAAGGCGACAAGACCAAAACCAGAUGGGGCAUCUCAUCACUGGAGGCGUGCGAGCGACCGACUUCUACCAGCAUCACACUGCUGUUCGGCACAAUUAAGAAGGACAAAAAAAUGCGCACCUACGAGAUGGACGAACAAAGCAGUCAAGAGCUGGAAUCUUUUCUGAGGGGGAUUUUGUCGAAGCGACCGUUGUCAGAGAUGAAUCAGAAGCUGUUUGAUUGUGUUGUCUGCAAGGCAAGGUUUUCUCGAGAAGUUACCUUCUCUAAGGUCAUUGACAAUUUACAGUGUCCUGAAUGCAGUCAGCCAUUCUGCGUCGAAAUAACAGAAUCGCCCGCCAAAUGGAAUCCUACUGACCAAGGCAAACACGAUAGUGAUGCUACGGUGCAACCAAUGGAAACGACGUCCGAGCUGGCCGCAGCAGUUCCGGGACCAUCUGGCUUGGGAGCCGUACUGAAGCAAAGCGACUCUAGGACCAGUAUCGCACGGCCGGAUGCAUGGAAGUCACCGGUGAAAAAUAAACCGAGAUCUACUGGUUCGCUCAAUGAUUCAUCCUCGUGUUCCCGCAUCUCGCAACCAAGCAGCUCAUGCGAUUCGAAUCGUAGCGUAGCUGGGAGUACCAACUCAGAACGCGAUCGGGAUGUGGAUUUGAUUGGCAACGAUAGCGACAUAGAAGUUCUCAGCAAUCCUAGUCAAAGCAGCAUCGAAGUACUGGAUCGAGGAUUUCACCCCAGUAGAAAACAUUCGGAAGAAAGGAAAAUUCUCCAGCUAUCCGGCUUGGAAGUUCUACAGGACGACGAUAGUCUCAACAACAUAUCGACGACGCUCAUCAACCAAGAAACCUCGACCCACGAUCUCAUUGCAAAAGUUGCCGACAGUUUUAAUAAAAUAAUAAAAAUUGAAGACGCUCCACCAACCGACAAAGAGAACAGCGUGACACCAAAACCGAGUCAUUCAGUUCUUUCCCACAAAAAAUCGUUCUUGACGGCAGCCAACUUAACCGAAAGCAGUUCAUCGGGAUCGGUGACAGAUAGCGUAUGCACUGCGUAUGAAUCAAACCAAGAUCCCAAGCAAAGCAGUACGUCGGAUAAAAUCGUAGAAAGCGACAAAUCCAAGAAAGAAUCUAAGCCUGGACUCGAUUCACCGGCAUCCAAGUCAGAAAAUUCUGUCAUUAGCACGGUACUAGGUGGAUUGUUCCAAUCAACUAACAUGUUGAUGUCCAAAACGCCAAAACCCAGCAAACCGGAUCCGAGCAGCAGUUUACCCUUUGAACCCAUUAAAUAUUCGUACGCGGAUUACUCCAAUGUUGACCACAGGUUGAAGCUAUAUCUCUACCAGAACCUUUUCGAAGACACGAAUGAAACCCUGAAAUGGCUCGUUUCUUGCGUUAUAUUCGAUGAAAAUCAACUGGAUAAGUGGCCAACGGGUUUCGAUGGGUUGUUCAUCAUGUCAACUACUAAAUUUUAUGUCAUGAAGAAGACGGCCGCUGAAAACGAUGACCCAUCAAGUUGGUUGAAAAAACAUUUGUCUGGAACAAUUGAUCGCGUUGGAAUUGCUCAGGUGCUGCCGUGGAAAAUUGGUAUGAAGUUCGUUAUCAGCGCAGUAGGUGGAAUUCACAUCAUCCUUCAGGACAUUUUGAGGACAGAUUGCUUGAUUUUAUUUUUUGCAGAGAAUCCUUUACCGGAAUACUGCACAUUUGAUUAUCAACCAUCGGAGUUGUUGACCAACAAGCUAAGUAAAGCGACCAAUGGCGAAAUGGUUAAGAUUUUGAUGGUCAUCAAUUUCUGUGAAGUGCUCUCCGAUGAUGUGCUCCAGAAUGUGCAAUUGUGUACAUUGUUGCUGACAGAUAGCCAGCUCUUCUUAGCACCGGACAUAAAAUGGCUGAACGAGAAUAGUAAAUACCAAAUCGAAUCGAAAUACACACAGCUAAUGUCGAAUCUCAUCGAACUGGAAGACAUCCAUAGCCUUUCUUGUCGGCUUAAUUUCAUCGAUGAGAAGGAAGACAAGUACGAAACUUGGCGAAUUGAUUUUGCCACAGUAACCGCCAAAGAAAGCGCCGUUUCAACGAUAUGUAACUCUUGGCAAAACAUCUUUGGAGUGCCUUUGAUAAAUACCAGCGAAAAUAGCAGUAGCAAUAACAACAAUAUUAGCAUAGUCUCCCACACAAGUCAGAUAAACGAUAGUAAAUUAAUCACGAAUAUUUCAAAUUGAUGUAAGUACCCACCGUCCUCAUAUAAUUUUACUUCAAUUGUGUUAGGCUUACAAAGGAUAAGUUUUGAAUCAAUUGUAUCAUAAUUUGCGUGUUAUUAGUUUGUGACAUACAUUUACAUAUUUUAGAAAGUGAUAUUAGGUCUAACUACCGUGGACGUACCAUAUUUGACGCGGUUAAGAAAAUUCUAAAUUCAAACACUUGUCAAAUCGUCUAAAUCUAUCCGAUUUUGUUGAAAUUUGAACCUAUGAUAGCUCAA